UUCAUUUUGGGAAGCGAACACACACACAUGCACAACACACAUACAACGGCGGUCGUCAUCUUGUCCUGCAUCGGUUCCCCGUGGAAAGCUGCACCAGACUUGACUUGACGCUUUAUUGUACUUUACAAAACGCGCGAGUGGAAGAAGGAACAAAUACAAGAAGAAGCGCACAGGUGGAGCUCUGCGGAGCGUCUUUUUUUAAAAAUCUAGUGACAUCCUCAAGAAGCAGGAGGCUACUGGGACAAGAAGACAAUGACAGACAGCAUCCUUGUCACUGUUGGGUAACCCUGCAGUGUUUGAGUCGUUUGUGUUUUGGGGUUGCUUUUUUGGCACGUUCACUCCACGCGCGACCCUCAAGGAACACCUGGAAUGGAAAAACUUUAUCUGCCUCGUCCGGACUGUAGUAAAAACUCCCAAGAAAGAAUGAAGUAACCGCAAUGGAGCCGGACAAUGCCCCGUACUCCAAACUCAAAAGCACUGGAGUCGGGGGGAGAGUUCUCAUUCUUUGGACGAUACUCUGUUGCACCUGCUCUCUGAGGCUAGCACAAGCACAAGAUGUGGAUGUCCUGCAGCAGCUCGGGCUUUCUGGGAGAAGAUCAGGCGGAUCAUCAUCUUCAGGCGCUCGAUCCGUCCCUAAUGGCAUCAUCCCCUUCAAGUCUGGAGUUAUCCUCACCCCGAGGGCACGUAUCCAGGUGCCUCUGCGCACCGUUAUCCCUGCUGCGUACAGCUCCACUAAUCUCUCCCUGAUACUCAGCCUGUCUGUUCACCGCAUCAACAGCGCUUUUCUUUUCUCAGUGCUGUCUAAGAAAAGGAAAGUGCAGCUCGGAGUGCAGUUUGUACCGGGGAAGGUCCUGGUACAUGUGGGGCAGAGGAGCUCUGUGAGUUUCGACUAUGAUGUCCACGAUGGCCAGUGGCACAGUCUGGCUUUGGAUAUCCAAGGCCACCGGGUGUUUUUACACACUUCUUGUGGAAAGACGAGUGUACAUGCAGAUUUGCAUUUGAAGAAAGAGGAGGCUCUGGAUGCAGAGGGCUCCUUCCUGCUGGGCAAAAUGAACCAUAACUCGGUGCCGUUUGAAGGUGCCAUCUGUCAGUUUGACAUUUAUCCCUCUGCUAAGGCAGCUCAUAACUAUUGUGAUUACAUUAAGAAACAGUGCAGAGAAGCCGACACGUAUCGGCCCGUGUUUCCCGCCCUGCUACCUCUAUAUCCCGUAGAUCCAAACAUCACUGUCACUCAUGUAACUCCACUGUCAUUGACGGAGAUAUCCAAAAAGGCCCAGAGACCUACUUUGGCCUUGACUGAGGAAAACACCAGGACUACGAUUCUUGUUCCAACUGACAGCUCGCUGAUGCUGAACAGAACAUCUGUGUAUCAGACUGUGAGCACUCCAAAACCUGGUGCUGUGUCUGUUUCUCCAUCGGUUCAUCCAGGGUUGGAAAGCUCGUUUAAUUUUCCGACUCAAACUGCUACUACAUCUCUUAGGAUCAGCGUGACGCCACCAAACUCCAAACCAACUUCACAUGGCAGUGCAGGAGAGAACACAAACCAAGGAGAUACUACUUCUCAGCAAUCUUUUGGCGAAAGAAUGGAUUUACCUGCUUCCACCCGACCACCUGGGACGAAGCCAAGCCUCCACACCACAGCUGCUUUCACGCAGGGGUCUCCUUCAAACGCCUACCUUCCCCAGAAAACGCAGUUGACCACAGUAGCUCCAAAGAAACCUGAGCCAAAAAUGACCAGUGUGCAGGAUGUCAAACCCACCUCGCUUAUUCCAGUCACUCCAGCUGCAACAGAUGGCUUCCAAACAUUUGACCUGGAACCGACCCAGUUCUCACUGCUGGCUGGACCACCUGGACUAAAGGGAGAACCAGGACUGCCGGGCCCUGAAGGACUUCCAGGUUUGCCAGGAAAGCCAGGGAAGAGAGGUCCAAGGGGUCCUCCUGGCCCACAUGGAAACCCUGGUCGGCCCGGACCUCCUGGAGUGAAGGGACAAAAAGGAGAUUAUGGACUGUCACCUGGUCAAGCCCCAAAAGGACCAAAAGGAGAGCCUGGUGUUAUGGGCCCCCCUGGACUGCAUGGACAAGCUGGACGAAAGGGACAAAAAGGUCAUCCUGGUCCUGCUGGUCUCCCAGGUGAACCUGGUGAACGGGGAGAUGAUGGAAGCCCUGGGGCCAAAGGCUAUCCUGGCAGGCAGGGUUUACCGGGGCCUGUAGGGAAAAUGGGGCCAAAAGGAGUCAGGGGUCACAUUGGCAUCCCUGGGCUUUUUGGCUUUCCUGGUCCUGAUGGCGAGAGAGGAAUUCCUGGCGUUCAUGGGAAGAAGGGCAAGAUGGGUAGGCCGGGGUUUCCUGGUGACUUUGGUGAGAGGGGACCUCCUGGCCCUGAUGGGAACCCAGGUGAACUGGGAUCUCCUGGCCCAUAUGGAGUCCCUGGUCUUAUUGGAGACAUGGGCCCUGUUGGCGUUAUGGGCUUACCAGGACCUCCAGGGCUCAAGGGUGUACCUGGAAACCCGGGGGAACCAGGACUGAAAGGUGAUAAGGGGGAUGUUGGCUUACCAGGAGAGUCAGGGGAGAGUGGAUUCCAAGGGGACAAGGGUAUUCGUGGCUUACCUGGGUUGCCGGGUCCUUGUGGAAAACAUGGACCACAGGGCAAACCUGGUGAAAAGGGCCCUGAUGGUUUACCUGGACCUCCUGGCCCAGAGGGUUUUCCAGGUGACAUUGGCCCACCAGGACAGAACGGCCCCGAAGGACCCAAGGGAAAGCAAGGGAUUAGAGGUUUGCCAGGUCCGAGAGGAACACUUGGACUCCAGGGUGAUGAGGGACCCAUUGGGCCUGUGGGACCCGCUGGACUCGAGGGCAGGCCUGGGAGGCAGGGAUUCCCUGGACUGACAGGCCCAGAUGGACUCAAGGGCGAGACCGGGAUAACUGGCGAGGUCGGAAAGCUUGGCGAGAGGGGACUGCCUGGCUUUGUCGGUCCUGUCGGCGAGACUGGCAUUGCAGGAGAAAAGGGGGAUCGAGGCAAAAUGGGCGCCCCCGGGCCGCCAGGUGAAAUGGGGCCGAUGGGUCACACUGGAAUACCUGGAGUUACGGGGCCACCUGGACCGCAAGGGAUCCCAGGGCCUCCUGGUUCUCGGGGAUCCAUUGGCAUCAGAGGACCGAAAGGCAGAAGGGGUCUGAGGGGUCCUGAUGGCCCAGUGGGGGAGAAAGGGUCCGCUGGAGUUACGGGCCCUGAUGGUCCACCAGGAAAAUUAGGCCUCCCCGGGGAGACGGGAAAGCUUGGCGAGCCAGGUGAAGCUGGGCCUAAGGGAUUUCCAGGUGUUCAAGGACCCUCGGGACCUCCAGGGGCCAAAGGAAUUGAAGGAGAGCCAGGACCAGCAGGGCCACCGGGAAUGAUUGGGCCACUGGGGGAGAUGGGGCCAAGGGGGCCGCCGGGGAAGGCUGGAGAGCGGGGACUGCCCGGUGAACCUGGAGAGAAGGGUGCCAUUGGUCUACCUGGUAACAUCGGGGAGCAGGGUUUGAUUGGCCAGAGAGGUGAGCCAGGCAUUGAUGGGGAGGCUGGACCGAGUGGACCUGAUGGAGCCAAGGGUGACAAGGGGGAUGCUGGUCAGGAAGGAGCGAAAGGAGACAGGGGUGAAAUCGGUCUAAAAGGAAAGGAAGGACCUCCGGGGCAUCCUGGACUGGUGGGUGUAAGGGGUCAAGAGGGUAAACCUGGCAAAAUUGGUGACAGAGGAAAACCAGGAGAAAAGGGGAGCAAGGGUCACCAAGGUCACCUGGGUGAGACUGGGCCAGCCGGUGACCAGGGAGAGGUGGGGUUUGUCGGACAGAAGGGGGCGAGAGGAACCAUCGGGCCAGUGGGUGCUCCGGGGAGAAUGGGCCAACAAGGAGAGCCAGGUGUAUCAGGUUAUCAGGGUCACAUGGGACCGCAGGGCCCCCUGGGACCUCCUGGGCCGAAAGGUGAAAAGGGCGAACAGGGCGACGACGGCAAGGUAGAAGGUCCUCCAGGUCCCCAAGGUGACAGAGGUCCCCCUGGAAACAGAGGAGAGAGAGGAGAGCCAGGCGACCCCGGAUACAUCGGUCAUAUUGGUGUAGAUGGAAAAAGAGGUGAAGCUGGUGCCCCGGGGCUUCCUGGACAUCCUGGACCAAAGGGACAACCAGGAUUGAAAGGAUCCAAAGGUGACCAAGGUAGGAAAGGAAAAUCAGGGGCGAGAGGCACAUCAGGAACCAAAGGACCACCAGGUCCAGAGGGUCAUCUUGGCCCGCGGGGAGUCGUGGGCAGGGAGGGACUUGAGGGCCUGCCUGGCACAGAUGGACUGCCUGGUAAAGAUGGAAGCAAAGGAGUCAAGGGGGAGCAAGGAGAUGAUGGACAAAUGGGCUUACCUGGUAAACCUGGGCAUCCUGGUACAACUGGUGUGAUCGGGCUUCCUGGAAGUCAAGGCUCUAUCGGACCAAAGGGGGAGAGAGGUCUUCCAGGCCAAACGGGUCCAUCAGGAAAAAAAGGCUCAGUUGGCGGGAUGGGAUUGCCGGGGAAACAAGGAGAGCAGGGACCUAAAGGGCAACCAGGGGAUACUGGUGAACAAGGAUUUCCAGGGGUGUUCGGUCUGUUUGGACCAAAGGGACCCCAGGGAGACAUGGGCCCGGCCGGGAUACAGGGACCAAAAGGGCCGCGUGGUUUGUUGGGUAUGGAGGGAGCUUUGGGCCCCGUUGGCAUCAUUGGCCCCAGCGGUCAUCCUGGACCCCAGGGUGACAAAGGAAGUCGGGGGGAGACGGGGUUGCAAGGACCAAGGGGAUUGCCUGGCCCUCGUGGACCACCUGGACCACCAGGUCCUCCCAGUUCUGUCCUCUUACUUAGAAAUGAGGCUCUUGAUGCCACCUUUCAAGACAUCAUUGACUCCCACACUUCACUGAGGCCAGAGCAUAACUAUCAGAGCAUGGACCUGCCCAUGUUGGACCAGAGCGCAGAGAUCUUCAAGACCUUGCAGCAUCUCAACACUAUGAUCCGGAGUCUUAAGAACCCGCUGGGAAAGCGUGACAACCCUGCACGAAUCUGCCGAGACCUCUACAACUGUGAACAGAAGAUGCACGACGGCACUUACUGGAUCGACCCAAACCUCGGCUGCAAUGCUGACACUGUCGAGGUGACGUGUAACUUCACCAGUGGAGGACAGACCUGCUUGAAGCCUAUCACAGUAUCAAAGUUGGAGAUGGGAGUGGGUCGUAUCCAGAUGAACUUUAUCCACCUUUUAAGCACUGAGGCCGUGCAGCACAUCACCAUCCACUGCCUCAACACCCCUGUGUGGGCAGCAGGACCCUCCAUGCAACCUUCAUCCAGGGCUGUGAGCUUCAAAGCCUGGUCAGGGGAGAAGAUUCAGGCAGGUGACCUCCUGGAGCCGCUAAUACCCAGGGACGACUGCUGGAUCAAAGAUGACCGCUGGCAUCAGACCCACUUCAUCUUCCAGACCCAGGACCCAAACUUGCUCCCCAUCGUGGACGUGUACAACCUCCUGACCACAGAACCUGGCGCACGCUAUCACCUGGAGGUCGGACCAGUGUGCUUCUUAUAGGGCCCUGAGGAGGGGCUGGGAAUACUCCUCAAAGGAGUGACUCCAUGGAAGAGAGUGGACGGGGGACACGAAUGCUUCUGUGGUUUCCAGAGCAACUGACCCCCAUUUUCUCUCCAAAAAAUAUGCUCGGACUGCAGAAACAGGAGGGGGCGCCAGCGAGAGAAGGCCCGUUGAAAAUGCAGAGACUUCUAGCACUAAUCAGCCUAUGGAAAACAAUAAUAAGCUCCUUUUUCAGAGACUUGUUUGUGAGAUACAAGACCUGAAUGCCCCUUUUGGAAGGAAGUAAUAUGAACGUCUCGUCUGUCAUCUCUCGGACCAUGUUGUAUCAUAUUUUCUUCACGGUCUGAUAACCUGAUUUUGCAAAAACAUACGUUUUUCAAAAGAGAUCUGUACAGAAAUAUGGAACAGUUACAUCUGCAAAUGCAACAAUUCCUAUUUUAAUGUUUAAGUAUUAUUUAUACAUGUAUAUGUACUGUAUAUUGUAAUAUAAAGUGCAAUAGUUAUUGUUUCACAGGCCUUUAGGCAUAUACAGUAUCAUCAUAUCACUCAUUCAGGUAUUCAGUGUGCUUCAGACACACAGGCGUACUGUCUCCAGGUAAAUCUUUUUGAGCCUCUAAUAACUGUCCAGUGCUGAGAGACGCCGUGUUUAUACAGAUAUCCUUACACAAACAACUGCUGUGUGGUACUAUCCGUGCUAAAAAUGGAUCGAAGCUUUCCACAGUGUGAACCGAGAAAAGUGUGUCAAGAUGCUACCUCGUACUGCGCCUCUCAUCUCGCAGCAAACAAGACGUUACCUGAUAUAAUCUGGGAUGACACGGAGGUGACACCUGGUGCUGCAACGGUUGACACUCUUUAUGAUAAACUCGUGUCAGCUCUCAGCAACGCAACAAUAUGUCUGUGCUUUAUGAAAUAAAGGGAAGAUUGUAAAAUAUACAUGCAGGCCAAACUCAUUAAAUUAUAUUUUCAAGGUAGUAUUUUAACGUUUUCAAUAUUCUUUGUACUGACACUGAGUCUGACAAUAUAAGUUAAGUUUUUGUAUCUGUCAAAAUGUAAAUGUCUAAUUAUGCAACCUUUAUUAUCUACAGUGGAUUCUAUUUAAAUUUUAUUUAAAUUCUGAUUAGCUUUCCAGUUCAAAACCAGGCAUCGGUCAUAUUUUAUCACAUUUUCUGAGUCAUUUGGAGCUUUAAGGAUUCUACAGUCUGUAUGUGUUUUUCUAAUUCAGCUGUCCGAGACAAUCAACUGUAUUUAAGGACAUUACCAUCCUUACUAUUUACUGUUUAUGCAUUUCUCACUCACAGGUGCAGCAUUCACGGUUGGUCCAGCCAAUCCACAAACUCAGAGGAUUUCUUACAAUACACAACACUACACAACACUACCAGGGUACACAAGCUAAUAGUGUUUGGUCUGUACCAACGUUUUAUGCUGCAUGAAUGAAGUCUAAUGACUCGAUAGGUAAUUCAAUAAAAGUCUGAAACCUU
Messenger RNA from Epinephelus lanceolatus (giant grouper), 7033 nucleotides. It is a transcript of the gene col27a1b, whose product is annotated as collagen, type XXVII, alpha 1b. The record is from RefSeq and is a predicted model, not a curated record. Gene Ontology annotation, molecular function: extracellular matrix structural constituent. NCBI's taxonomy places the organism in Eukaryota, Metazoa, Chordata, Actinopteri, Perciformes, Serranidae.